AUGAAAGCACAAUCGAGAAUGAAGAGCACAAGUGCUUUACGUUCGGUAAGGUUUGUAGAAGCGAAGGUUGUGUAUCCUUACGACCGUCAGUUCGUCUGGAAUCUCGGUGUAAAGUCCUCGAUGCUGUUAGCAUCCGCUAAAGCAGGACAAAGCGACCGAAGUCUCAACGAAGCCAUGUACCGAGGACCGGUCUUACUGCCGAAUUUGGCAGGAAUACUUCUUCGAUUUCGAACGAUGGCAACAGUGAUUACGGCGGAUGUGGAGAAAGCCUUCCACAUGGUGGGAUUGCAUAAGGAGGAUCGCGAUUCGGUAAGAUUCCUCUGGCCGCUUAAUUUCGAAACAUCCACAGACAAGGAAAAUUUGCGAAUUUUUCGCUUCACUCGAAUUCCCUUUGGGAUAAUCGCUUCACCUUUUCUAUUGUCGGCGCAGUCCUCCACCAUCUUGAGAAAUCAGAAGGUGACCUGGCAAGAGAAAUUUCCCAAAAUAUUUGUGUGGACAACAUCAUUUUUACUGCGACUUUCAAAAAAGAAGCAGUCGAGAAGUAUCACGACGCAAAAACGAUAUUUCAAACCGCCGGAAUGA
Molecule: messenger RNA, 582 nt
Organism: Gongylonema pulchrum
Lineage: Eukaryota; Metazoa; Nematoda; Chromadorea; Rhabditida; Gongylonematidae
Source: the annotation of a GenBank genome assembly